GAAAUCCUAAUAUUCUAUAUAUGGAAAACAUCAAAAACCCUAAAAACGCAGAUGAUUGUUCCGAUAGCAUAUCAAAAGACAGUCAUCAAGGCGUUGAUGAUUCCCUGAACCAGUCAAGAUCUUAUGUAUGCAGUUUCUGCAUAAGGGGCUUCUCGAAUGCUCAAGCACUAGGAGGGCAUAUGAACAUCCACAGAAGAGACAGAGCUAAACUCAGACAAAAGCUUAUGGAAGAUAAUAAGGAUGAUGUUGUUGCUGAGAGUGAUUCAUCAGAAGUUGUCUCUCUAGACCUUAAUGAACAACAACAACAAGAAGAAGCUUUGACAUGUGAUGAUCACGAUGAUCAAGAUCAACAUGUUGAGAAAGAUUUAAGUCCUAAACAGAAAUUAGAGUUUUGGGUUCAAGAAAGCAAGCUUGAUACUAAUGAUCAUGGAAAGGGCACGGAGGUUAGCAUAGAUGGUUCGAGUUCGAGACAUCAUCGUGAGAUUGAGGGAUUGGAUCUGGAGCUUCGGUUAGGCCAAAGCGUGGUGGAGAAGAAGACAACAUAAUAUCUGAACGAUGAAUCAUAUAUUGAUUGCAUUGUAUCAUAAGGGAAAACCCUUGAAACAUCAAACUCUCGAAUCCGUCUAUUACAAAUAGAUUCGUGGCUUAAAU
Arabidopsis arenosa is the source of this 651-nucleotide messenger RNA. The record is from the annotation of a GenBank genome assembly. NCBI's taxonomy places the organism in Eukaryota, Viridiplantae, Streptophyta, Magnoliopsida, Brassicales, Brassicaceae.